Molecule: messenger RNA, 2165 nt
Organism: Entelurus aequoreus (snake pipefish)
Lineage: Eukaryota; Metazoa; Chordata; Actinopteri; Syngnathiformes; Syngnathidae
Exons: 13
Coding region: 1198-1923 (241 amino acids)
Source: RefSeq, a predicted model, not a curated record
CUUGGGGAGCAGUGGGCAGCAGCGGCGCCGCGCCAGGGAAUCAUUUUGGUGAUUUAACCCCCAACUCCAACCCUUGAUGCUGAGUGCCAAGCAGGGAGUGUUGUGUUUUGUGAACAAUCUGACGCCGGCUGAGUCAAGGCUGCACGCACAGUAGGUGACGGUAAUGCACACACAAGGUUGCUUGCCAACCGCCAUGAAAAUCAGAAGAAGAUGAAGAAGAAGGAGAAGAAGGCUGCACGCAUGCACAAUUGAAGCUGCUCCGUGAGACAAAGAAGGACGAAGGCUAACUACUUCCAGAAUCCCGAUUUUAAAGCCAUUUGGUGCGCCAUCCAUUUAUCACAAGUUGGCUGUUAUAAAGUUUCCAAACUGACCAAAGACCAACGAAUGACUUCUGAAGAAGGGUGGAUUUAUUUGUAGUUUAGUUAAACAAUAAUUUGCCCCGUCAGUGAUAUGGUUUGAAUGCUGCCUGAACGUUCCGAAUUUGGCAGACACGGUGAGGACAAUGCUGAGGAAAAUUGCCACAAACAAAGUCCUGGAGCAGCUUGGCCUCCGUGGAAAGUCAGGAAAAGUGGUGUUUGAGGACUUGCCCCUUUACAGAAUAAUAAAUAAGGCAUGCAGGGGUGUUUACAAGCAGAUGACCACAGCUGAAGUGGAUUGUGAGCUUGGAGAGGUCCUGAAACUGGCCACUUUUCGAAAGGGAGGUUCAAAAUUUGAGGAGAAGAGGAGGAAUUAAGAGGGAGGACAAAAAAGGAAAAAGAAACAAGCAAAAGAACAGAGUGAGAUGAGAGAUGGCUCCUUCUUUUGUGGUCGUUGAGUUCCUUGGUGAACAUUCAGUCGCUGUUGUCCCAACCAAAUGGACAGAAGAUGAUGGAAAGAAUACCUUCUGCUAUUGGCCAAGGCCAAAUCCUACCCACUCCAGAAUCCGGAAAGCUGAGAUUCCUGACAAACAAUUCUGGGAGAGGCUGCCAAUUCGGGUUUUCAGGAAAACAUUGACUGGUAAGGGAAUAUUGUCUAAGUCAUAUCAUGUAUAUUUUAAACAACAUAAGUUAAAUUCAUCUUGAGUCAUCGGCAUACUUUGAAAUUUUGCAGAAGACUUUGACAAGGCCCUUCAAUACGAAAAACAAGCUAAAAUGUUUUCGAGCCCAGAAGAAGUGUUAACCAAACGGAGCCACAUCACCCCUGAACGCUACAGAAACGAUGAGGAAGAUGUGUUUGAUGCUGACGCGAGUUCCUGACCACUUCAGCCAAUACCAGACCACUCCAAGGCAUCCAGGCCGACCUCACAGCCCAGCGAGAAGCAGCACUUCCAGGCUCAGUCCAGACAGGAAUGCAUCCAGCUCAAGCCAGUACCAGACCGCUCAAGCCAGUACCAGACCACUCCAGCCAGUACGAAUCAGUACCAGACCGCUCCAAGAAGCAGCAGGAAUGCCCUUGACAGUGAACUUGAACAUGAAAGUUCAAAAUAUACUUGAGAACCAGGGAGAAAUUAUGCGCAUGCUGAGAGGGCUGGCAGCACAGUCUGUGGGGCCAGAAUCUGUGGAUGUUCAAGAUCUCAUUGAUCAGCCUUUCGAGACUCUUGAGCAGCUGAAGGCCUUCUGUGAACGGCUCGACACUGAUCUUCUGCUCAGAAAGCAGCUGGUGAAAGCUCUUGCUGCUCUAGGUGGGCAGAAUUUGGCAGACACAGUGAGGACAAUGCUGAGGAAAAUUGCCACAAACAAAGUCCUGGAGCAGCUUGGCCUCCGUGGAAAGUCAGGAAAAGUGGCGUUUGAGGACUUGCCCCUUUACAGAAUAAUAAAUAAGGCAUGCAGGGGUGUUUACAAGCAGAUGACCACAGCUGAAGUGGAUUGUGAGCUUGGAGAGGUCCUGAAACUGGCCACUUUUCGAAAGGGAGGUUCAAAAUUUGAGGAGAAGAGGAGGAAUUAAGAGGGAGGACAAAAAAGGAAAAAGAAACAAGCAAAAGAACAGAGUGAGAUGAGAGGAUUUGGGUUUCCCUGCUUGGGCUGCUGCCCCCGAGACCCGACCUCGGAUAAGCGGAAGAAGAUGGAUGGAUGGAUUUACUUCCAGGAAGAGAACCAAGAAGGGGCAGGAUACACUGACGCGCACGACCAAGACCACUGCAUUCCAUUCCAUUUAUAAAUGAUAAAUGGGUUAUAUGUCAAAGCGCU